GUUUUUAAAUUUUAUUUUCAUAUGCAUUUCCUAGUUUCUCGUUAAUAUUAAAUAUCCUCUAGAUCCGUGUAACAGUUCAAUCACAUUAUUUUCAACAAGUUGUGAAUUGUGAUUGUGAUUACCUUAAAUUUAAGUUUUGUGUGUGCGUUGAAUAUCACUUUUUGCUUUUUUGAAAGUAAGUACCUUACUAAGCAAUCACUAGAAUAAUAAUCACCUAGGCAAGUACCAAAGUCUAUAUUUAGUAGCAUAUGCUUAUAGAAUAUGGAAAAUCAGACCUCAAUAUCCUCUAUUUCAACAUAUUCAUUCUGAUUUACCUUUAUGAUUUUGAUAUCUUACCACAAAAUCAGAUUCAAAGUGUUAUCUUAUCCCAUGGUUUAUUUUUGUUUCCUUAUUCCUUUAUCAGUCUUGAUGUUGUGUCUUAAUGAAUAUCUUCUCUUUGAGAUGCAUAUGGUUAGUUAUUUCUUAAUCUAAAAUUUCAUGUGUUCAUUUUGAGAAUUUUGUCUUUAGCUAGUUUUUUUCUUUUUAUGUAAAAAAAAAACACAUGAAAUCUUUGGAUAUUGUAAGUCCUGAAGAUAGAAAAAUGCCAAAACAGAAUGUUAACACAAAGUUAAAAAGAUGGAGAAGUGUUUAUAUUUUCAUCUUUAUAGCUGGUGCUAUUGCUCUUCUCCUUUCUGGUGCAUCCAUGUCGAAAUUCUUCUCCUUGAAAUCAUUUCUUGAUGUUGAAUCUUUUCACAUUCAUCUAACCCCUGAGGGCACAAAUAGGAAUAAUCAAAAUGAAGUGUUAACAACUGUGCAAAUUGUGAUUCAAAAAAUUCAAAAGGAGCUUGAAAACCUGAGGGAAAUGCAUCAAGAUCCAUCAUCGUCUUCAUCGUCCUCUUCAUCACAAUUUGUUUUGAAACAAGGUGCUUUCCUUGCCGACAUAUUAGGACUACUCGAGUCUUUGCAUAGUGAAGAUCAAAAUGGUAGUAGUUUCAUUGUUCAUCCUUUGAUGAAAGAAAAGAAACGAUCUGACGAACCUGCUAGUUACUUUUUGAGAGAAGAGAUUCGAAAAUAUGUCAGAAUCAGGCCUAACAGAUUAGGAAAACAAAAUUUCAUGGGGGCGAAUGCGACCUUCACUAGCAUAGGACAUGCAUGUUUUUCCAUGAAGGAAGAAUUAGAAGAGUACAUGGAUUAUGAUAUUGGUGAAAUAUGUAACGAUGAUUGGAAACUAGCUCAAAAGCUUAUGGUUCAUGGAUGUGAUCCUCUACCAAGGAGAAGGUGUUUAUCAAGAUCACCUAAGCUAUACAGUAAACCAUUCCCCAUUAAUGAAUCCAUGUGGAAACUCCCUGAUGACAGAAAUGUUAGAUGGAGUCAAUAUAGGUGCAAGAACUUUACUUGUCUAGCAAGCAAUAACAAUGCUCGAAAGGGAUUCUUCAAAUGCGCCGAUUGUUUUAAUCUUACCGAUCAUGAGAUGCCGAGAUGGAUGAGAUUGAAUGGUGAUUCAAUUUCAAAUCAAACAGGUGAAGCUGAUUUUUUUAUAGAUGAUGUUCUUGGAAUAAAGUUAGGAGAGAUUAGAAUUGGAUUGGAUUUUAGUGUUGGAACUGGAACUUUUGCUGCUAGGAUGAGGGAAUAUAAUGUGACAAUAGUUUCAGCAACUAUUAAUCUUGGUGCACCCUUUAGUGAAAUGGUAGCUCUUAGAGGACUUGUUCCUCUUUAUUUGACUAUAAAUCAAAGGCUUCCAUUUUUUGACAAUACACUUGAUUUGAUUCACACAACAAGGUUUCUUGAUGGUUGGAUAGAUUUUGUGCUUUUGGAUUUUGUUUUGUAUGAUUGGGAUAGAGUUUUGAGGCCAGGUGGGUUGCUUUGGAUUGAUAGUUUUUUUUGUUUGAAGGAAGAUGUGUAUGAUUACUUGAAAGCUUUCAAAAUGUUGAGAUAUAAGAAGCACAAAUGGGUUGUUGUUCCAAAGAUUGAUAAGGAUGAUCAAGAAGUUUUCUUUUCUGCUGUUUUAGAGAAGCCUCCUAGGCCAUUCAGGUAAUCUUACAUCGUAAUCUCUCUGCCGGAAUGAGGGACUAAUUCUUGAGACGUUCUUUAGUACACACAUGUCUGAGAUCGAACUCCUGACAACGUGAUCAUUCGUAAAUGUUGAACAUUUUGAAGAAUUUUCUUUUUGUGUUGUGUUAAUAAAUUUGUAGAAAUGUGUAUGAAUAUAAUAUAUGUCAAUAAUGAGCUUCAUAGUUGAAAUA
Molecule: messenger RNA, 2222 nt
Organism: Medicago truncatula (barrel medic)
Lineage: Eukaryota; Viridiplantae; Streptophyta; Magnoliopsida; Fabales; Fabaceae
Exons: 1
Coding region: 542-2014 (490 amino acids)
Molecular function (GO): methyltransferase activity
Source: RefSeq, a predicted model, not a curated record